Messenger RNA from Haliotis rufescens (red abalone), 2243 nucleotides. RefSeq lists its product as uncharacterized. Lineage: Eukaryota; Metazoa; Mollusca; Gastropoda; Lepetellida; Haliotidae. Gene Ontology annotation, molecular function: nucleic acid binding. Bases 135 to 2069 code for a protein of 644 amino acids. The record is from RefSeq and is a predicted model, not a curated record. The transcript has 4 exons.
UCCAUCCUGCUCAAGUCACCCAUUUUCGUGGUCGCGUCUCCAGUUUUCGAUGUGCUUGAAACAAAUCAUUGUAUUAUCAGUUAUCUGAGAGCAUGUCUGAUAACAUACAUACUUAGAUAUUACAGCAUCUGAAUAUGAGGGGAAAGAAGGCAGUACCGAAGAAGACAACAGGAGACGCGAUACCACCUCAAGUUCAUUCUAGCAGCAUGGAUGACGAAGAGGAGGAGGAGGAGGAGGACCUGUCCAGUCUGUCUGAGACUUCAUUGAGUGAGGACUCAGCCGACAGUGACAAGGAGGACAAGGACGAUGAACAGGAGCUGGUCAGCACGAGAGAAGAAAAGAAACACCGAGGAGGACGCAAGAAGGGCCAAUCGUAUCGGAGCAGCUAUGACAUAGGAACACUGAAGGCUGCGUACGCUGCUGUUGUGGAGGAUGGUAUGGCUGUGUAUGCUGCAUCCAAGAAGUUCAAGGUGCCUCAGAGCACUCUCAGAGACCGAGUCCUGGGUCGGAUAUCAGCAGACGUCACAACGUCUGGACCCCCAACAAUCUUCACAGCUGAGGAGGAGGCUGGCAUUGCCAACUAUGUCAAACUGUUCGCUGAUAUUGGGCAUCCAUUAUCGAGAAACAAAGUUCGGCAGAUGGCCGGAGAGCUGGCAGCUCAGUUAGAGCGCCGGGGGUUCACCGAUGGGAAAAUACUAAGCUUGAGAUGGUACUACAAACUCAUGGACAGAUUCCCAAACACACAGACUCAAAAAUUUUCCAAUUCCAAGUUACAGGAGAUAGGGUAUGGUUAUUACAAGAAGCUUGCUGAGGUUAUUGAAGACUAUGGUUUAGAAGAUGCGCCAAAACGUGUUUUAAGUCUGGAUGAGAUUUGUGUAAGAACAGAGGAGUCGUCACUAAAGAUGAUCUGUCGGAAUGUGACGGACGAGAAUGCUGACAUUGCUGUUGUGUGCAAAGAUGAUGCAAGAAUCACCUUCCUCGGUUGUGCAAGUGCCAGUGGGAAAAAAAUUCCACCCUGUUUUGUAUUUGCCUCAAACAGCGAUAACCCAAGUCGUAAAACAGUUAGUAAAAUUCAACAUGGUGCUGUGGUAAAGUAUUCCCCUACGGGAGAGUGCACCUCACAAAUUCUCAAAGAAUACUUUGAAUCUCACUUCAGCCAGUUUGUGAAAGUUGGGCCCAAGUCAAAGAAGCAUAUCCUGUUCUACAACAGCCGACGGAUGUGUAUUCCCCUGGUUCUGUGGCUGUGGAGUGAGAGUCACAAUGUCAUGUUCUUCCCCCUACCGCUACACCGGGGACCGAGUAAGGACCCAGUGACACACAGAUCCACAGGCUGUCUGUAUGGCGUGUCACAUUCGUAUGAAAUAGAGCAGAAACAGUUUGAAGACAAAAAUCUGGACAUCAAGUUCACCAGUUCUGAUGCUUGUAAGAUCCUGAGUCGGAUCUACUCAGGUCUGUCUGUCUCCCACUUCGAGCAUAUGUUCCGACUGAUGGGAGUCUUCCCUCUGCCAGACAGAAACCCGGGAAUGCUCAGGUUUGACAAAAUAGUGGAUGAUAUGAAACAUGAGGGUAAACAGAAGAGGAGGCGUGCAAAGAAAAAACCUGUUGCUUUGAAUACUGAAGCAAGUCCUCCAAUCAAGAAGCGACGGAAAGCCAAAGUGAAAACCAAGUCCAAGCCUGUUGUCAGUCCUAUCAUCUUGAACAAGGGCAUGAAGUCCAUGGACAGGAUCAGACAUUCAGUGCCUGUAGACUGGAGUGGAAUCAUUGCACCAGACGAGAUUAUAUCCGUGCCGGUUGUGUCCGGUGGUGGGGAUGAGGAGGACAGUGUUGAUGAUGAUGAGGGGCGAGACGGGUAUGCUGGUAAUGCUGCUGCCCAUUACAAGUCACAGGGCAUCGAAAACGGAGUGACGCUGGAGCCAGACGCUGAGGGUGUUACUGUAGGCGGGUCUCAACAAAGUUAUCACGUGUACAUCCAAGGUGCUGAAUGUGUAACGCAGGGGGCGGACAUUGACACAGACAACAUUGUGGUGGCGGAAGAGGUGGUGAUUGUAAAUACAGUUGAAGACGGGUAGAGGAUGGGUGUUGUUCAGCAUCAUGCUAAUCCUGGUACUUAUGUUUAACAGCACUGAGGUGUGCUGGCACAGUCAUUUCAUCAGAUCAUCUUUUCCAGAUCAUCUAAAGAUGAAUUUGUUAACAUCACAUUGGGUGGACUGUAAUGUUGUCAGAUAAAAGUUAAAAUCCCCUUA